This is a messenger RNA of Danio rerio (zebrafish), 4123 nucleotides long. Lineage: Eukaryota; Metazoa; Chordata; Actinopteri; Cypriniformes; Danionidae. The record is from RefSeq and is a predicted model, not a curated record.
AAAAAAAAACUUGCUUGUCAAACUAUUUCAUAUCUGUAACAAAAGGAAAUUCAAUCAUAACAACUUUAAAUAGCUAUCACAACAUUAUUUAACAAUAUGUGGAUCUUUUUUUAUUUUGUAUUCUUGGAAGCUAUGGAAGUUAAAAAUGAAAACAGUAUAUGCGUUAGGAACAUUACUAUUAUUGUUUACAUUCUUCAAAAUGGUUUAAGAAAGUGUUUCAUCUACCUAAAUUUAAGAGAAAAGUCACUUCGCACUACGUGACAGCAGGUGGCAGUGUGCACUCUAUAAAGGAUUACUAGCAACCUUUUCAGAGAAGAAGACGUAACCGCUAGCAUCAGCAGUUUACAUUAUGCAAGGUAUUUGGCAUUAGUGAAGCUCCAUUCACUGCUGUAAAACAACAAAUGCUGGAAUGUUUUCAUCAGCUUACACAUAAAGAAAAUUAGAGAACACCGAAAAAACAUCGAAAACAUGAAUGAACCCUGCAGUAUAAAACUAGAAGAGACCGAACAACAAAUAGACCCGUUGAAAGACGAUGAGAAGAUUGAAGAACUGAUUAAAUCAGAGAAGGACCAUACUGACGUUAAAACCGAGGAGAAAUCCUCUUUGCAAAGUACAGCAAAGAUAUCCUUCACCUGUCCUCAGUGUGGAAAAACUUUCCCAUGCGAGCAAAAUCUCAAUCUUCACAUGAAAUUUCACAGGGGAGCGAAGCCGUUUGCGUGCGAUAAGUGCGAGAAGAUCUUCACACUAAAAGCAAACCUUAACGAACACAUGAAAACCCACACGGCUGUACAGAUGCCGUUCACAUGCGUUCAAUGCAGGAAGAUUUUCAUGCUGAAAGAAAGCCUCUCCGAACACAUGAAAAUACACACUAAGGAAAAGCCGUACACAUGUGAUGAGUGCGGGAGGAAGUUUAAACACAAGGGCACUCUUACUGAACACAGAAAAAUCCACACCGGAGAGAAGCCGUAUGAAUGCGAGAAGUGCGGGAAGAAGUUUAGGCAUAAAGGAAACUUUAACGAUCACGUGAAAAACCACACACGAAUCAAACCCUUCUCUUGUGAUCAGUGCGGGAAGUGUUUCAGACUCAAAGAUAACUUCGAUGACCACAUGAAAGUCCACACCGGAGGGAAUCCACAUACGUGUGCUCAAUGCGGGAAGACGUUCAAACAGAAACAUGUUCUCAAUGAACACCUGAUAAUCCACACCGGAGAAAAGCCUUUCACGUGCGAACAGUGCGGGACGAGUUUCACAAGAAAACGCAACCUUGCUGAUCACAUGACAAUCCACACUGGAGAAAACCUGUAUGCUUGUGAUCAGUGUGGGAGGAGUUUCAGACAGUCGAGAGUGUUAAAAGAGCAUUUGCGGACUCAUUCUAGCGAAAGACCGUUUAACUGUGACCAGUGCGGUAAGAAGUUCUUCAAGGCGGACGCCCUGAAGGAGCACCUGACAGUUCACACACAGGAGAAGCCGUAUGUGUGCUCUUUCUGUGCAAAGGCUUUCAGGCUGAUUGGUAAUUUGAAAAUACACGAGAAAACACACACCGGUCAAAGGAAUCACAUUUGCUCUGAAUGCGGGAAGACUUUUUUUACUGUGUCCGCACUGACUCUGCACACCAGAGUUCACACUGUUGGAAAACCGUAUAAAUGUUCACACUGUGACAAGACGUUUAAACGGCCGGAAUGUCUGAAAAUACAUUAUAGGGUUCACACUGGAGAGAGGCCAUAUCACUGUCGCUCAUGUGGGAAGAGGUUCAUUUAUUUGUCUAAUCUGCAUCAGCAUUUGAAAGCAGCAAAGUGUAAGAAAACACAAUAGCUCUGUCUCAUUUCAGAGGAUGCAUCCUUCGAAGGAUGCAUUCGAAGUGCGCUCAUUUCUAAAAAAAUUCAAAGGCUCCUUUAAACGCAGCCUCCAAAUGCAUCCUUAGUUUCCCAGAUAAUGGACACAACCGGUGGAUCCUUCUCCUGUCCCAAGAUUCCAAUAUGCUGUCAAACUGAAAUCAAAAAGAGGUAACCCAACCAAUUGUAUGAAGACAGACCCAACUAUAUCAGUCCUUUUGGAAUUCGUAUGAAACCCCACCUGAAGAAUAUGGGUGUUACUAUGGAAAAGCUUUCACACUCCUUGGUGCAACUCAAAAAUAAGAAUCUUAUGGAACUUAACAAAACAGAAGAAGUUCUCCACUCACCCAAAUGAAUACAAACAAGAAGUCAAACAAAUAACAGACAGUCUCCCUCAUCAUGAAACCAUAUAUACAGAUGGAUCGAAAACAGAUAAAGGAGUAACAGCAGCAGUAGUGUUUAAAUAUGAUGUCUUUGGUACUCAGAUUUCAGGAGAAAGUUCAAUUUACACAGCAGAAGCGUAGCAAUAAAUAUGGCUUUAUAACAAAUGGACAGGACACAGCAUCAUAACUUUUUAAUCUGCACAGAUUCCCAAAUUCGGUCUUCCAGCACUCAAAGCUUCUAAGUGUGAUCACCACAUAAUGUCCAUGAUUGUAAAGAAAAUGAAAACACUGUAAAGUCAGAAGUUCAACAUUAUCUUCUGUUGGAUUUCAGGUCAUAUGUGACUACAUGGAAUGAUGGCAGAUGAAGCAGCAAAACAGGCUAUCUCCUUGAAUGUGACCGAAUGUUUAAUUCCUCCUGAGGACUUGAAACCCACUAUCAAUUUGUACAUAAACAAAGCAUGGCAAAGGGAAUGGGACAACUGAAAAAAUAAUAAUUUACAUGAAAUUAACCCAAAAAUAAAUAAAAAACAUUUAGCAAAUUAUCAUUUUGAGACCAGGCAUGAUCAGAUGGUCGGUUGACACAUUUAUAUUUACUGAAUAAUGAAGAAUCACCUAUAUGUAAUUUCUGCCAGGCUGAUCUUACCAUCAAACAUAUUUCUUUGGAAUGUAGAAGUUUAAAUUCCAUUUGACAAUUUAAGGAGAGUACUUUGAUGGACAUUUUUAAAAAUGUACCACCAGGAAGAGUUUUAAAUUAUUCAUCAAAAAUUAAACUGAAAAAUCAUAUUUAACUUUGAAUACAUUUUUGAUUAUAAAUCAUUGACUUCUGCUGUCUUUGUUAGUUUUAAAAACACUGAUUUCUACACAUCUUGUAAAUGCGUUUUUGCAUAUCUUUCUUUUCUUGGCAUAUAGAGUAAGCCACUGCACUGUUCUGGUCUAUAGCAUGCUUGGAUGUUGAUGCAUAAAUUACUUGUUUUUCAGAUGUUUAAUGAAUUGUGGACUUAUCAGGAGCUUUUGAUUGUAGUGGGUUCUUUUCUGCUAGAAGAGAAAAAAAGUAUAAAAAAAUUGUUGCAAAUUAACACAUUAAAAUCGUACAGGAAUGGUAUAACAAAAAACUUUAGCGGUUUUAAAACCUUGACUUUUCCAAACUGGUAAACCUUAAAAAACUGUUAUGGUCCCAUGCCUGGCUCAGUUACUGGUCCAAAAAAAAAAAAAAAAAAAAAAAAAAAAAAAUGAAAAGCAGUUACUUUAUCUAAUUUGUUGUCAUUUGUUGAUGUGUAGCAUAUGAAAUGUGUAAAUAUGAUACCUAUUGUAAUUUCUAUUUAUUCAUCUCAAUCAUAUAAAAACAGAUAUUUAAUUAAUUUUAAUCGUACAAUUUUUAAUGGAGCUCUGAAAAUUUGUUUUGAUCUGAGCUUCAACUUUACAGAUUUAACAUUUCCUUAAGACAGAGGUUUUCCACUUUUUCUGUAAAAGAGUUGUAAAUGUUUCAAAAAUAUAUGCGUUUAUAUAUUUUAGCAAGUAAGCCCAUCAUGUAUGAAAAAAGUGACUUUCCUUUAUGCCAUACUUUAUUUUUUAAAAGAAAUGUCACAAGAUUGUAAUAUUUUUAAAAGUAACUUUCCCCAACACUAAUAAACUUUAACAUAUAUUAAACUCUUCUUAUUGUUAUCAGUACCAAGGCUCCACAAUCUGUUUAUAGAGAAAUUGAAGAAAAAGCACUUAAGAUGUACGAGUUUUUUGUUUGUUUGUUUUCUAUUCUUGUAGAUAUGAAUUCACAGUAACAUAAAAUUAAACUAUUAAGAAGACACUUAAUAACUGUAAAUAAAUUUAAAGAGCUUCAUAUGAACUCAAAAUGCAUUGUUUCUGUCAUUUAUCUACACAUGAAAUAAAAAUAAAAUAUAUUAUUUUCAUAAA